Molecule: messenger RNA, 1536 nt
Organism: Laetiporus sulphureus 93-53
Lineage: Eukaryota; Fungi; Basidiomycota; Agaricomycetes; Polyporales; Laetiporaceae
Exons: 4
Coding region: 419-1459 (346 amino acids)
Source: RefSeq, a predicted model, not a curated record
CCGUAUUCCGCCAGGAUCCACACCGUAUCGGUAGACACGGCAGUUUUGUAAAACCCUCGGACAGUCCGUUGGUCGGAUAUCCUGCGCUAAUCACGAACAAAUACUUUGAACCCCUAUAGCGAGCAGCGAAGAUUGCAAAGGUCAUAUCGAAGCACCUAUGCCCGCAUAACUCCCCAUCGAGAUUACAGACCAUAUCAUCGACCACCUCAGUGAUGACAUUGCAUCACUAUGCAGUUGCUCCCUUGUGAGCCAUGCAUGGGCUCCCCGAACCCGAAAGCACCUAUUUCACAACAUCAAGUUGAGACCUGGCCAUCCGAUUCUCGGUGUUUUGGCAGCUGACGCGGGCGUGCGUCCUCUAUUGAGCAAAGCCAGGAGCUUUGAGCUUGUGCUCGACCCAACAGUGCCCGGCCGUCACGAAAUGCUCUCACUUUCUCACAAUAACAAGUCGUCGCUCGGUCCGGCCCUUUUACUUCCUUCUGGUGGGAUAGAUGAAGAGACGAUCGCGAUGCUCGUCGGGAGCAUGCUCAAAGUUUCCUCUCUGUCUCUUAAAUGCAGAAUUCCACCCCAAUGCAGUACCUGGCCCGUCACCCGUUUCCGCUCACCGCUACUCAGGCUUCAGGCAGUGACUCACUUCUCCGCACACGACGUAUACUUCACCAAUCUGGGACAGUUCCAGUAUGUCAUAUGCCAGUGGCCCCAGCUGCGCACCUUAACGUUGUACAAAGUCGCGUUCCGUACGUUCGACAGCUACGAUGUUGAUAUCGGCAAACUGCAACUACGGUCAUUGGAGUUGAGUAACAUGCAACAACAGCGGACUUUGGAUUAUGUACUCGCAUUGUUUGCGAAGGCAUUAUCAUCCCGGUCCAUCCAAACCCUGAGGAUCUGGGAAGAGGCCCUUUUUGGGGAAGAGACCGAACAUGCCAUAGACGACUUGCUUCGUACACUGGGUAGCUCACUACGGCGCUUUGAUUUUCCAUGGAAAUACGACCUUUUCAAGAAGCCUCGGACUGAUUUUUGGACGCCGCAGUUGCAACAUUCUACUGGCUUACAGUAUCUAUGCAUAAAUUGCAGUCGCAUGUGGGUGCUGUUUGAGGACCUAGCGAACAUGCUCUCGCGCAUGAUGCUUCCCGAGCUGAGAGCGAUUCAUCUGGUCUUCGACGCAUACUGUUCAGAGCAGUCGGCCAGAGUCCUCGACUUGCCUUACAUAGAAGAGGAGAUAGGACGGUGGAGGGCUGUGGAAGAUAACCUGCAGCAGCAUUCUCCUACCCUGCAAGAGUUUGUGAUAUGGAGAACCGUGCACCAGGCCAGUUGGAGGUCGUUUGCGGAUGAACGUUAUUCUGCGGCGUGGGUCCAGGUGCUCCCGAGACUACACGCCCGAGGCAUACUGCAUAUCAACGUUCGGCCAACGAAUCCUAUACCAGGGCCAUUUGAUAAUGUACCGGCUCGCAUGCAGUCCUAAUAAAUCCGUUGAUGCAUGUAUCCAGUGACCAAGCUAGCUGAUAUUGUAUCACGGUGCUUUGCAAUGUAUUGUCGCCG